Molecule: messenger RNA, 1426 nt
Organism: Spinacia oleracea (spinach)
Lineage: Eukaryota; Viridiplantae; Streptophyta; Magnoliopsida; Caryophyllales; Amaranthaceae
Exons: 7
Coding region: 142-1038 (298 amino acids)
Biological process (GO): RNA metabolic process
Molecular function (GO): RNA binding; single-stranded DNA binding; sequence-specific DNA binding
Source: RefSeq, a predicted model, not a curated record
GUAAAUAAUUAGGGACGACGAAUUAAUUUUGUGAGGUGUACUUUCUGGUCAACCGACCGGUGUAACCUUCCUGCCCAAUCGGCAAUCAGUCAAUCAUCCAUGAAGUCAUAAUUUUGUUCGACAAGAGAAGUACCGCGCAAAAUGAAGGCGUUUCGAACCGCAUACACCGUAGCAUUUCGCCCUAUCACCUUAAACCCUAACCUUUCCCCAAAUUUCUCAAUUUCUUUCCCAAAACCCCCUUCCAUUUCUGUUUUUCUCUCUCCUUCCCGCCCAAGAAUCUCAACGUUUCGCUCCGCAUUUUCAAGCUCUUCUUCGGCACCUUCAACAAUGGCGGAUGGCGGAACUCCUACUCCUUUCGAUGGUACGUUGGGGCCCCAGUUCGAAAGCUUCCGAACCCAACUUGACGAGUCUGGCAAUUUGCGGGAGAGAAUUCGAAAUGUUGCCGUGGAAAUUGAGUCUGUGAAUAGGAUUAUGCAUGCUAAUCUUCUUCUUGUUCAUCAAUCUCGCCCUAUUGCUGAGGUGUUAGAGAAGGCUAAGUCACAAAUUGGUGUGCUUAAGGAGCACUUCAAUCAGCUUGCCGAGAUCAUUCGAGAGUCCCCUGGUCAGUACUACAGAUACCAUAAUGAUUGGAGGAGUGAAACUCAGACAGUAGUUUCGUUGCUUGCAUUUAUGCAUUGGUUAGAGACUGGGAGUCUUCUUUUGCAUCCUGAAGCACAAGAGCAGCUUGGAUUGAAUACUUCUGAUUUUAGCCUGGAUGUCGAAGAUUAUCUAGUAGGAAUCUGUUUCAUGUCCAAUGAACUGCCUAGGUAUGUGGUCAAUAGAGUGACAUGUGGAGACUAUGAUUGUCCAAGAAAGGUGUUGAACUUCUUGACUGAUCUUCAUGCUGCUUUUCGGAUGCUUAACCUUCGUAAUGACUUUUUGCGCAAAAAGUUUGAUGGUAUGAAAUAUGACUUGAAAAGAGUUGAAGAAGUAUUUUAUGAUGUGAAGAUUCGAGGCUUGAUAGAUAAAGGAGAUCAAGGAAGCCAAGGACAACCUUAAUUCAGGGAUGUGCUGAGAUGGUUUUUUGUCAUUAUCCUUGCAUAUGCAUAUUGUAGGUCAUCAAUGCUGCUGCUUGUAGGGCAGUGAGAAUAUAGAAAUGAAUUUCAUGAUCUGCUUAAUAGUAAGUUUGUGUGCUAGUUUAGCAAGUAAUGAAGGAUGGGAAGGUGAGAUUGUGAGGUGCUAACAAUUAUCAAUCAUGCAACAGUUCACAUGAGUUUCCCGGUUGUAUGUGCUCAUGUAGCUCUUAAAAGUGGAACACCGUGACUUUGCAAUAGUGUACUUGAAUGAUAGUUUGGAAGACAUGUUUUUGGCCUUUUGUUGAUCCAUAUUAGGCCCUGUUCUUGUGGAUUGAAAAUCUCUAUAUUGAACUGAACUUAUUGGACUUGAA